Scylla paramamosain (green mud crab) is the source of this 4837-nucleotide messenger RNA. RefSeq names its product protein abrupt-like. The record is from RefSeq and is a predicted model, not a curated record. The transcript is spliced from 8 exons. The coding region runs from base 213 to 1733 and encodes 506 amino acids. Gene Ontology annotation, cellular component: nucleus. Gene Ontology annotation, molecular function: protein binding. Gene Ontology annotation, biological process: regulation of transcription by RNA polymerase II. Lineage: Eukaryota; Metazoa; Arthropoda; Malacostraca; Decapoda; Portunidae.
GCCUUCACAGAAAACGUGGGAAUCGAUUGUUUUGAUUAGAUGCUGAUAGAUGGCAGCAGUAAUGAUCACCACCACUGGCUGUGUUUAUGCCGAGAUGUCAUCCUCCAUUAAUGGCUAAUAUACUCCAGCAGGAGGCCGCGGUGCUGACCUGACCUCUCGUGGCCGUGUGAGGAGGGCGCGCGGGCCUGCUGGCGGCCUGGCCUCCCUCCACCAUGCAGCACCUGCCGGAGAUCCUGGAAGGCAGGAUGAACCAGGACCAGUUUCUUCUUAAGUGGAACAACCACCAAAAUAAUUUUGUUGAAGUAUUCAGUUACUUGCGCACACAAGAUGCUUUUGUUGACGUUACUCUGGCUUGUGAUGGAAAGUCUUUCUCAGCACACAAGGUCGUCCUCUCGGCAUGUUCACCUUAUUUCCAGACACUUUUUCAGACUAAUCCAUGCAAGCACCCAAUUGUCUUCCUGAAGGAUGUCAAGGGCCAGGAGUUGGAAGCUCUUAUAGAGUUUAUAUAUAAAGGAGAGGUGAGUGUGUCUCAAUCCGAGCUGGCUUCGUUAAUAAGCACAGCAGAGAACCUCAAGAUCAAAGGUCUGGCUGAACCGGACAGACCGGCGGAGAAGGUGGUCAAGAGAAUAGGCUCUCCUAACCGGUCCCAGAAUCCUACCUUACCUCCUCAGUCCACCCCACCGACGGCCAUUGCGGUGGGUGUGGGGCUGAACCAGCACCUCCAAGUGUCAAAAUACCCCCCAUCUAGUCCCGUCGCCAAACGGAAAAAAACUGAGCAAUUUAAUGUUCAAAGUAGUUAUGUUGGUGUUAGAGAAAACCAGGAGGAGGUUGUGACAGUGGAGGCGGGGAAUGGUGAGAACUUGAGCCUCCGGGGGGAGAACCUGAGCUUGCGGGGUGAGAACCUAAGCCUGCGAGAACACCCAGCGCCGCAGGUGGUGUUAGUGCCGUCACAUGAGCCACCACCGCACCAGCCGGAGAUCACCUCUCAUGCACCACAGCCGUAUGCUAGUCACCACUGUCCCAUUGCCACAUCCGACGGCGUCCUCUACUCGGUCUCAGGGACGGCUAUCUAUGCGGGGACGGCCCAAGUCAGCUCGUCGAGUCGGGUAGAGCAGCUGCCACGGGAGGUGUACCCACAAACAGAGCAAUACCACAGCAGUGACGAGGGGACUGUGCCGGGGCCAUCGGGGGUGCAGGCUCAGCCACACACCGACUCGUCGAUGACUAUAAAAUUAGAACCAGCGACGGCUGGCGUGUCUACAGAGAACUGGGAAGGCAGCAAUCAGAGCUAUGAGGAUGGAGGGGGGAGCAGUAGUGGGGGAGUGGUGGCCUCGGCAGGGGACCCCAUGACCAUGCCUCUCCCCCUCCACUCCGACAUAGCUGAGUCCUCACAACUCCACGACUCCUCAAGAGGGUCGUGUGUGUCUGCCACUGCGCGCUGUCACGACAUGUCGGCCUAUACCAUUGGAAGUGGUGGGGAGGUGGUUGGAGGGAGUGGUGGAGGGGAAGGCGGUGGCACCAUUCGCAGACUGCUGGAGUGUGAACAUUGUCACAAGCACUUCACGUCUCGGUUCAACCUGCAGCGCCACCAGCUGAUCCACACGGGUGCGAAGCCGUACGAGUGUCCCCUGUGCCACCAGCGCUUCAACCAGUCCGGGCACGUCAAGACCCACCUCCGCACCCGCCACCCUACCCAGGAGGCUCAGUCGCUGGCGGAGCUGGCGAAGCUGUAGCCUUUAGCCCCCGGACCCUUGGUGGUGGCCUGUUCGUCCCAGGAUAUCGAGGACCACCCCGGCGCCCUGAGUUGUGCAUCCCCGCAGACUCAUGAGCACUUCGUGGUGUACAGUCCCGUCCGGGCAGAACAGACCGCGGUCUGCGUCUCUCCUCAGCCCAAGGAGCAGCAAACAUUCAUCUUCAGACCUUUCCAAACCCAAGGUGUUCGGACGAUGGCUCUAAAACAGUACCAAGACCAGGACCACUCGUGUCCUCCUCAAAUUCACAACGAGACUCCCACGGCCACGUCGCCGCCUCAAGUGGCAGAAGAGCGCGGCAUUGUGACGACAUCCUGGCGGCCGCGUGACGUUGUUCCCUCCAGUUCUGGCGUCCACGUCGCCACAUCUCCCGCAGCGCCGCCAGUUGUUCAAAUCAUAUCUCAGACAGCUCCGGCAGACCACCAGCCCACCACAGUAGAAAUAGAGCUUGACGUGGAUCUGCUAAAAGCGUGGCCCUCGCAGGACAAACAGUACCAACCGUGAUGGGCCGCCGGUGCUUGUGGUGGCUGCGGCCCGGAACAUUGGCCUCGCCCACAAUAACUUGACGUGUGCAGUGAGUAAGUGGUGUAUAUUUUUUUCAGUGUCAGAGUUUGAGUGAAUGGAGUUUGGUACAGAAGUGACCGUGAGCGACACCGACACAAGUGACUGGCCAGGUGGACUCGGGAUAUACUCAUGACAGCAGCUCUUCUUCAGGUUACCUUAAUUUUUGUUAUAUUUAUUUAUAUUGUAAUUUAUUGUCCAGAGUUUAAUUAUGAUAAGUUAGAUAUUCGAAUAUGUGUUUGUUUAUAGAGACGGAGGCUCAGAAAACAACAACAACAACAGCAGCAGCAACAGCAGCAACGGGCGAUUGUGGUGGGCCUCCCCACAUCGUCCACGCGGACCACGGCGGUGGCGCCACCAAGCUUAGCGUUUAUUUGUAAUCUCCAUCAGGGCUCAGGCUCUCCAGGAAGUGCUGCUCAGCAUCAGCGCUACUGCUCAGGAAUAUAGAGAGUAAGACAGACUGGCCGCAGCACGGGUCAUGCUGUAGUGAUGCACUCAUUGUCUUCACGUCGUCUGAACGUAUUGUAGUUUUAGUUAUCUCCACACACAUACGCACAUACACGUCUUGACGUUUUCUCAGUUUAACAGUGGUGCGCGGGGGGCAGCGCCGCGAGACACUGCUUGGAUGCGUCAUGGCGUGAGUAGUGCAGCGAAACACCUGCUAGCACCAGGCAUUCCUCCCGCUCUUCCUCAGCCCCUAGUUCCCGCAGCGUGGCUCCACCCGCAGCCUCCCCUUCGGUUCAGUCACUUUGAUCUCGGCCACUGAUUGGUUCAGUGACUACUGAGAAGCGGCCGCGUAAGACGCGGAAGGAAUGGUGAAUACAGUACGAAAUUCCUUUGAUUUGAAAAUAUCGUUUAAGUUGUCAGUAGGCUGCGGUGUGGUGAGAAGCAUGAGCGAGAGGAAUCGGUAGGGGGAUGAUCCAUCUGAGUUUAGCGGCGGUGAGAGACGAGCCAACAGCAGCCGUCAGUUAUCACUCAGUCCAUGAGAGUUGCAGAAUGUUUGUCUAGAGUGUGACUAACGAACGUCUUCACUGGAUGCUGCCCAGACUUUCACGAGGCACGCUUUUCAGGAACUCUCAAGUGUUCCUGGCAGUUUAACAUGCGGAGACUAUGUCGCAAAACCCUCCACCAUGCAGAAAUAUUUCCACGCGCGAAGUAAGAUACGAACGAUGCGUAGAAUUUAAAAGUCCCCCUGAAAAAGACGGUAAUUCUCCCAAACCUUCACACACCUCGCAGCAGCAUCGCAGCGCCGCUGGGAGAGAGGGAUGGAGUGCUGCCCCGUGCCGCGCUGACACAUCACGUCUGUUUCGUUGGUUUGAUGACCCUGAGCCAAGUCAGGGAUUUCCACAUUUGCUUUGAUCGGUUUGCCAAUCGUUAGCUAACCUGUGCUGGAGAAUUUUGUGAGAUAAUGUUGAGACGCGGACGUGUCGUGGCGUGUAGGAGGCGUGCAGGCCUGCAGGCAGCGGACAGUAAGAGACGCUUCGAUGCUCCACGUCUUGGUGUGGGUGCCGCCGCCACAAGCAGAUGCACCAGGGCCUUCACCCCCUGAGCGGUGCGUGCCCGUCCCAGGCGUGGCACGACGCACACACCCGGUGCUCCCACUCACCACACCAUGCACGCCGAGAGCACAGAGUGGCGUCACUCAAACAGUCAUAACAAUAAUUGAAUUUGGCAGCUUCCUUCGUCGAAAAGUAACAAAUUUCCUUUUGUAUUUUUCUACAUGAAAGUGUUUGUACCGACGAACGCUCACCCUCGUCACGGUGAGGGAUCAACCCUUAAUUCACACACACACACACACACACACACACACACACACACACACACACACACUAGGCAUCGCCGCGGAGGGAGUCUCGCAGCCUCGGGGCAGGGCGAGGCUGCCGCCGCGCUAUUCAGAUUCAGGUUCAUAGAUUUAAAAUGUGAAUUAAUUUUAUAUUGCUGCUUGACACAAGUAAUUUUUUAAUGUCAUUUGAUAAUUUGUAAAUAUUUGCUUAAGUUUGUUUCUCUUAUUUCUAAGGAUAAAUUUGUGCCUCUGGUCCUCGUUUGGCACAAAUGUUCAGGGAUAUUAGGCUGAGGGAAUAAUAAUAAUAAUAAUAAUAAUAAUAGUAAUAAUCAGGUGUUGACGCUUGCUGACUACCAGACUACAACCACUACCAGUUCAAAUUGCGUUUCAUUCCUGGCUGUUUACUCUUACGACUCGAAAUCAGAAAGCAGUUUUUAUACAUAGAAGAUUUCCAGCACAUAUAUUUUUUUCCUACACUGACUUACCAUUGAUAAGUAGACGUAAGUUCUUGUUCUUGCUUUAGUACGCUACACGACUGUUUGUGAAUUGAAAGUUCAAAUUCAACCAGUGCGGGUUUUUCCUGGUUUUCUUGUACAGAGAGAGAGAGAGAGAGAGGGGGGAGGGAAAUAGGGAACACUAAAGUUAGGUUUUAACAAUAACAAAUCACAUGCAUAUACACACAAAUGAGAGAGAAAAAAAAAAAAGAAAAGGACAAAGAUUAAUUUUUUGCUCAUUUGUACAG